UGAACAAGGCUGAUCCCUUGACCAAACCAAUGGGAAAUCCUUUGCUGUGUUUCCACGCGUGCGCCCACCCAUCUAUUGACUUAGAUGACAGCAAGAUAGGUCUGCCGGCUGUCUACGCCGCCUCGGUUUUCGAAUCGUAGUCCGUCUUCCGCGUGUCACACUCGAAGGCUACACAUGCCUGCGGAAUUGUGUAGGAUUCUAGUGCCCGUCUGAUUUUCCUUCAUCCGCGCCCAAAACUUCCACAAGUUUCUGAGGGGGGGAGGUUUUUCAUCAGUUUCGUGGUUUCUCUUUGUGCCGUAGCCAUGCGUUUUUCCGUGGUGUUUUCGCCAAAGAUGCUAGAUUUGAGUUUGCAUGAGGAGCGCACAGUCAUCGUAGCAUCGGGAUUCAGGGGUUGUGUAUUUGGUCAGUGUGUCUAUUUCUUAGGAUUUUGCAAUACCUAUUUUCUUACUGUGUCUUUCCACUACACCAUUACCGUUCCAUCCUGUCACUAGGGGGAAUGUAGGCAAGUGCUUAGACAUGAGGGGGAAUGUAGGCAUGCAGAUCAAAUCACCAUGUAGAUCUGAUGACACGACUGAAAUACGAUGCAAAUCCCCCCUGAAAUCCACGAUCCACAAAUCACAUCAUGAGCGAAGAGCGAUGUACACAGAGCGAUGAUGAUGAAAUGAUGAUGAUGUUCUUGUGCCUUUUCCCAUGCUGACAGUUACGUGGAUGCUAGUACAGUAGGUAGUCGCACCCUACCUACAUGGUGUAUUAGUGUUCUAACAC
Molecule: messenger RNA, 765 nt
Organism: Amoebophrya sp. A120
Lineage: Eukaryota; Dinophyceae; Syndiniales; Amoebophryaceae
Source: the annotation of a GenBank genome assembly